GAGGAAGUCCCCCCAGUGUCUCGUUUCCAAAUUACUCUGAAAUCAGGCAUAUUUCUCAGGCUUUCUUUUAGGGCUUUCAGUUGAGUCUGCUUAAUAUAAUUCUAGGGUCGGCUGUCCGCACCGCUUCUUAGAAUCUUUCUACCUGCUCACAGGCAACUAGAAUUAUAAGCAGAAAACCCACAAGUAGAAAAAUGUUUUAAAUUCAGAUAAAUAUCUAACUACAUAUAGUAUGAUACAAAUGAGCUUAAGCUUCAUAUAAUCAGCCAGUAAACACACAUGAAUAAUAAAUUACUAGAUUUUUCCCAGAUUGUCAGAUUUUAUUCCAGGCAGUUUUCAGAUAAGAAGCCUUGGAGAACCUGAAGAAGGGGAAAGGCUAUAGAUGGAAGGAUCCGAGGAAAGCAAAAUUUACAUUCCUCACCUCUUUGACCUGGGCGACAAAAAUUGUGAAUUAAGAUAUUUGGUCACAUAACUGUAAAGAUAGCUUUGGUUUCAUAAAGUUCUUGUCUUAUGUUUGUUUUGUUUUUGUCUUUUUAAACCAGGGAAGUUCCCUGGGAACUUAACUGAAAUAUCACAGAAACAUUAGUUCCGGUCCCUCUUUUCAACAUCGGUAUAGUGUAUUUUGUUUUUCUCAGUGUGGUACAUGGAAAUAAAAUUUAUGGACUAUAAAGUCUAUUGUAUUUGAAAGAUUAACCUACAUGAGUCAAAUAUUUAAAAACUUGUAAAAAUAUCCAAUAGAAAUUACUUUGACAAUUUUUGAGGAGCAAACAUUUUAUGAUCUAAAAUACUUAAUGUGUAACUGUCAUUGUUGCAUUUGACACAGAUUGUGUCAUGAUUACAGGAAGGAUCUGCUGAAAUGAUUAUAUGAUCAGAGACUACUAGAUCUGUAGGCUCAGUAGUAGAUAACUGUAGUGAGGUUUUUUUUCUUGUUGUUCUUUGUCUUUUUUUUCUGCUUAGCAUCAGAAGCCCCUCCUCGUGUUUGGGAAACAGAAAGCGUUUGUGAAUCUGUGGGUUGAAGUUCAAAAAACCUGACUCUUUUCCUUAUUCCUGGCAGCCAAGACAGGCAUAUGACCUAAGUUGGGUCAAUUGAAUAUCCUUGCCCUAGCUGUGAGUAAGGAGUAGUGUUACUAGGAAGGAAUAAAAGAUUAGAAUUAGUCAGUGGGCUUCGAUUGCCCCAUUGUGUCAGGGUCCAAGUGUCCAGCAUCAGUGGUCCCUUAACCAGGCUGUACCUUUGGCCAUGGAUCUGGCUAUGUGCUCUCCCUAGGUUGCCAAGCUAUCUGGUAACCAUCCAGGAAUUUUUUUUUUCUAUCUAAGGACACCACAAACAGUUCCAGUUUUUGCCUAACUGAUACCAUCACUGUUUAUAGAGUCGUGGGAAAGCCCUAACUAGCGUAAGGAUGCUGCAAGGCCAAUUUAUGGGCUCUGCAGUUUCCUAAGUAAUGAUAAAGAGCCACCAAGACUCAGUUCCAGGAGGGAAGAGUCACCUAGCUUGAUUACUGCGGUAUACUUAGCUCCUAGCUCAGGGCCCUAGAACACAUUCAGUAAAUUUUUAUUUGAUUUUGACCUGAAUGAAUAAGAUAGUAACACCCACCUCUAGGCCUCCUCAACAUCUAUUUAAAAUUUUUGGAUCCUGUCUGCUUUUAGUGUAGAUUUUCCUUAGGAAGGAACAGAACUCAAAAAAAGAUGACACGAAGGUUUUAAAGUCAAGUAAGUAGGAGGCUGUUUUUCCAGUGGCAGAAAUGAGGAAGUCAGGAGUAAAGAUUAGGUUUCUGCUGUGAUAAAUUGAACCUGUUAAAUGCUAUGACUUUUACAUGUCGUAACUGUCGGUUAAACCGGUUAUGUCACUCAUUAGAUAGCUCUGUAUUUGUUUGAAAAGUACAAGAGUCCCUCCUACUGGACUUUGAUCUAGCAGAAACAACUGUUACCUAACAACCUCAGACCAUCGCUGGAACUGUAUGAAGAACGUUCUUUAGUUUAUUUAAAUGGUUUUGCACAUGUAAUUUAUUUAAGCCUUCAAAAUGAUUAGAAAACUUUUUAUGGUCCUGCUUUUGUCGUCUGUGACUCUUGGGGAAGCAAGGAAAUCGUUUCUCAGUUUUCUGAACAUAGAAAAGACUGAAAUACUAUUUUUCACAAAGACUGAAGAAACUGUCGUUGUAAGGUCAAGUUACAGAGAUAAACAGCCAAACUCCAGCUACCUCUUUGUGCAACUAGAAGAUCCUAAAAUGCUCCAAGUGGUGAAUGUGACUAAGACCUUAUCAGAUGUUACCAACUUUACCAUAAACCUGGUGACAGAUGAAGAUGGGGAGACAAAUCUGACCAUUCAAUUGUGGGCUUCUGAAGGUAGGCAAGAAAGACUCAUUGAAGAAAUAAAGAAUGUCAAGGUCAGAGUGCUCAAACAAAGACAAGACAGUCUUUUCCAGACAUCAAACCUUAUUGAUAGAAAUAUCCUUAUGCUUUUUCUACCAAUGAUACUGUUAAAUAAAUGUGCGUUUGGUUGUAAGAUUGAAUUACAGGUGUUUCAAACAAUAUGGAAGAGACCUUUGCCAAUAAUUCUUGGGGCAGUUAUACAGUUUUUUCUUAUGCCAUUUUGUGGAUUCCUUUUGACGCAGAUUUUGGCAUUGCCUGAGGCACAGGCCUUUGGAUUUGUAAUGACCUGUACCUGCCCAGGAGGGGGUGGGGGCUAUCUGUUUGCUCUGCUUCUAGAAGGAGAUGUCACUUUGGCCAUUUUGAUGACUUGCACAUCAACGUUAUUGGCCCUGAUAAUGAUGCCUGCCAAUUCGUACAUAUAUAGUAGGAUGUUAGGGUUAUCAAGUACUUUGCAUAUUCCUGUUUCUAAAAUUAUGUCAACACUCCUUUUCAUACUUAUACCUGUAUCAGUGGGAAUAAUCAUCAAGCGUAGACUACCUGAAAAAGCAAACUUCCUGGAGAGGAUCAUUAGACCUCUGAGUUUUAUUUUAAUGUUUGUAGGGAUUUAUUUGACCUUCAGAAUGGGAUUAACGUUUCUAAAACCAGUGAACCUAGAGGUGCUUCUAUUGGGUGUCUUAGUUCCUGCUUUGGGUUUGUCGUUUGGGUACUUUUUUGCUAAAAUUUCUAUGCUGCCUCUUCCUGUUUGUAAAACGGUCGCUAUCGAAGGUGGGGUACUGAAUAGUUUCUUAGCCCUUGCUAUUAUUCAGCUUUCCUUUUCACAGUCCAAUGCAGACUUGGCUUCUGUGGCUCCUUUCACAGUGGCCAUGUGUUCUGGAUGUGAAAUUUUACUGAUCCUUCUGUUCUACAAGGCUAAGAAAAGAUGUAUCCUCAUCAUAGAAGAGAAGAGAAAGAAAAAUCCCCCGGUCUAACAGUUAAAGCUUUACUGAAUUUUCCUACUCUGAAUGAGGUACUGUGGGAGAUUCAAAGAAUAUCUGAAAUGAUGCCUGCUCUCAAUUCACUUAUGAUCUGAUUGAAAACUUGACAUUAGGGGAGAAAUAUACAUACAGAUAAUCAUAUGUGCUAAACACCCAAUGAAUAGUACAGACAGUUAAAUGUACAGGAAUUCAGAGGAAGGAGACUACUUUU
Molecule: messenger RNA, 3549 nt
Organism: Kogia breviceps (pygmy sperm whale)
Lineage: Eukaryota; Metazoa; Chordata; Mammalia; Artiodactyla; Physeteridae
Gene: SLC10A5
Product: solute carrier family 10 member 5
Biological process (GO): bile acid and bile salt transport
Cellular component (GO): membrane
Molecular function (GO): bile acid:sodium symporter activity
Source: RefSeq, a predicted model, not a curated record